Theileria equi strain WA is the source of this 2562-nucleotide messenger RNA. RefSeq lists its product as hypothetical. The record is from RefSeq and is a predicted model, not a curated record. The transcript has a single exon. Bases 1 to 2562 code for a protein of 853 amino acids. NCBI's taxonomy places the organism in Eukaryota, Apicomplexa, Aconoidasida, Piroplasmida, Theileriidae.
AUGAGUACUGGAUACUGGCUACAGCUACAGAUAGAAAACAAAUGUGGAGUAAGUGGAGCAGGAUGUAGGUGUUCAAGUAAUAAACUAGAUGGGUUAGAAACCAAGAAGGUGACUGACGAUGGUAAUGCCGUUGGGUUUGUUGCCCUUACUCAUUCCCAUAAAGAUCCAUUCAGGCUACUUAAAAGUCUAGGCGAUGGUAAAGAUGAACUAGACAUCGGAGAUAACCAGCAAGAGAUUAAAGAGGUCACUUCUGUUUCAGUGUACUACUGGGUUGGAGAUAAAGAAUACCGUAAACCUCUUCUUCUAGAGGUGGUUAAGAAUGAUGCAACACACGCGCCAGAUUACUACUAUAAGUACGGGAAUAAUGAACCAGAAGCAGGUGGUCAACAGAAUGUUUGGAGACAUAAGCCACAUGUUGGAGGAGUAUCACUACAGAGUAGGCUCUUUGAUAGAAAUCUUGGUAUAAACAAUCGCUAUCCCCUUUACCUUAAUGAUCCUACAAAAGUUCUUGGUUUGGAUUCAAAAUUUGCAAAGAAUAUAGGAGUAGAACCUGUUCAGAGUGGUAGAGAAAUCGUUGGUACUAACUAUACUGUUACCGAGUACAAACUUAAUGGUCAAAAUAAUGGUCACGGAGGUACCAAGUUUUCAACAGUAAUCUUUGAUAAGAAAAAUACCGGUAUUAAGAUACCUCCUGAGGCAACUGAUGAAAUCAGACUAUACUCCUCAUCUGUUAAUACAAAUGUGCCUAUUGCACUUGAGUUUAAACUACAGAAUGGAAACUCUAGAUUACUCUACAGUACAGAUAAAAGUGGUAAAAACUGGCAAGAGCAUGGUAGUGAUGACAGAUCUUAUAAAGAAAAUAUCCAACUCACAGAGAAACUUAUCAAAAACCUUGACGAUCUAGUUUGUGAAUACUACAAUGGAGUAACAAUUGAUUUGUCCUCUACUAUAACUAAUGGAACCUAUUGCUGUGACAAGCAUGCAGGUAAAGAAAAGGGUGAGGGUGGUGGGAGAAUCUCUGUUGAUAAAGUACAAGUUUCUUGCACAAAUCCUAGUCAUAACUCAAGCAAGCUUAUAGCUUAUAAACACUCCAUUGAUGGUGACUAUAAGCUUGCAGGCAUUAAGUUCUACCUUGAUGGUGAUCAGAAUAAAAGAAGACGUGUAACCUCUAGGAAUUUGGGUCUCCCUAUAGAAGGACCGGUGGAUGUCUAUGUGCUUUAUUGUGACAAUAAUCCUAUACUCGUGUACGUUGAUGCCAAUAGGAGUACAAAAUCUCAAGUCACAGGAUGGUACAGGAAAAGCAAAAGAGGUUAUGAAAAUAACUGGACUAAGAUCUGUGCUGGUAUCGGGGGUAUAACACAUAGUGACCUGAAUGGAGGUACUUUGAUCUGCCAAAAGUGGAAUACACUUGUAGGGGCACUAAAAAAGCUGGAAUGUAAAAGGUUCAACAAAUGCUCGAUAUAUUCACCAUUACGUUCCGCUGCUGAUAAUGGAGAUGGAUUACAAGAACCGAGCCAAGAUGAGGUAAUCGUCUUGGAAGAUUCUGAGGGUGAAGUUGAGUCAUAUAAAGUACUAAAUCUUGUUACUGAGCCUGAUUUUGAAUAUAAAGGAGGUAAAAAAGUUCCCGGGCCUAAACAUCCUGAUCCCGUUGAUCCUGCUGAAGGUAAAGCUGAUGGAGAUGGUAAAAGAAAAUCUGAUCUUGAUGCUCCUGGUAAAGAUGGUGAAGCUGGAGCCAAAGCUCAAGUAGGCUCUGGUGCAAGAACUCUGGUUAGUAGUCCAAGUAUAGGAUCUAGUUGGCCAUUUGGUUCAUUUAUAUCCGCAGUUGAAAGAGUUGGAGGACUAGUACUUAAUGAGGCAGCUCAAACAGUUGUAAAAAAUUUACUUGCACACCAAUUUCUUACUGUUCAUGAUCCUACUUUUAAACCUGGAGCUGCUGGUAAUCCUGCUCCCGGAAAAGGUAAGGAUGGUCCUCAAGCUGAUAUUAAAGUUACUAAAGAUGCUCCUGUUGCUGAAGCUCAAAAAGGCUGUUCUCAAUCUGCUGGUUCACCUCCUCCUGAAAAGCAAGCUGGAUCUACUCUUGACCCAGAAUGUUUUUCACAAAAUGGAGUUCAACGUGAGGAAGUCCCAGCAGCUGACUUAUCUGACCAGGUCCCUGGUACAGAGUCUGAGACAAAGAUUCUCAUACAAGGAACUCCUGUAGCUCAAAUGGCUGAAGAUGCUAUAGAUGGUGAAAGACUAAAACAUCUUAAUCCUGAAGCUAGUGUUGCUGAAGAAGAAUCUCCUAAACUUGGUCCUCCUAAAGAACGUGAAUCUGCUACUGCUCAAAAACCUCCAUCUACUCCUGUUACUAAUCCUGAAGAACAAUCUUCUCCUUCUGAAGCUCUUACUGCUCUUGCUCAACGAGAUGGUGGUGGCUCUCCUGGUCCUGGUUCUUCUAAUCAUGGUUGGAAAGUAAUUUUUGGAGGCUCUGCUUCUGCCACUGUAGUUUCUGGUUCUCUUACUGGAUUUGGUUGGUGGGCAUUUAAACGUUCUAGAGGAGAUCCUUGGGUUAGACAAAUAUGA